AUGGCGAAAGUCGAAGGUUCUAAUCAGGCGAUUGAGCUUCAAGCUCAGCCGAGCAGCUCAGCUUCACGACACGAAACAGAGCCUGAAGUCGUUGACCACGAUGACAGCUCGACCAGUAUUGAACAUAGUCCACCCAGACGAACUGGCUCAAGAAGGAAGAUGGCAUCCGUGCUUCUCGGGUCCGCCGUAUUACAAUUCCCUAUAUGGGGCUUUGCAAUGAGCUAUGGUAUCUUCCAAGAAUACUACAUCAAACACUGGACUUUACAAGGAAGCCAGGAUUUGACUGGUAUUAUUGGUAUGACUUCGAAUGGAGUCAUGUACCUCUCUAUGCCUUUCCUCUUUGCCCUUUUCACCAAACGAUGGGCAAGGUAUCGUCAGAUCGCAGCUUUACUAGGCACUGCUAUUGCCUGUGUGAGUUACUUGCUGUCGAGCUUUAGCAGCAAUGUCUGGCAUCUGGUGUUCACGCAAGGCGUUUUUGCUGCCUUUGGAUCAGCUCUGGUUUUCAGCCCUAUGACCUUGUCUUUAGGUGAGUGGUAUAAGACAAGCCAUCGGGCGCUGGCCUAUGGCAUCACACUGUCCUGCAAAAACAUUGUCGGCUCGGUGUGUCCAUUCUUGUUCUCUGGGCUUCUGGAUCAGCAUGGCUUUCGCUUCGCACUCAGGAUCUGGGCAGUUUUGGUCGCUGGUACAAGUGUGUUCACGAUUCUCCUCAUCCCGACGCACCCUUCAUCGUUGGCCAUGGGAACACAAGAUUCCACUGACAGCGUCGAUGCUGAGCAAGACGCAAGAAGAACAACAGACACGGUCAGAACCCGUAAGAUACCCUGGCACUUCUUGCAUCACCAGACCAUCUACAUCUACUGCGUAGCCAUCGUGCUGCAGUCCGCAGGUUAUGGAAUACCACAAACAUAUCUCAACACCUACGCCAGCGAAGUCGCCAAGCUCUCCCAAACCUCUGCAACUCUUUUGCUCACACUGUUUAACAUUCCUGGCAUUGCCUCGUCCUCGUUCUUUGGUUAUCUGAGUGAGAACAAGCAUUUUACACUCUCUGCCACAACUGUCACUUGUAUCUCAGGGCUCAGCUCUGCAUUGAGUGCCUUCCUUCUCUGGGGCUUGACGACUCAAGGCAAUUUGGCGACACUGGUCCUCUUCUCCAUCACCUUUGGCUUCUUCGCUGGAGGAUAUAGUGCGACAUGGGGAGGCUUAAUGAAUGACCUCGAGAGCGAGGCUAGACAGUCAAACGAAGCCAUCGAUUCAGGUAUGGUGUAUGGAUUGUUGAACGGAGCAAGAGGCCUUGGAUAUGUUGCUGGAGGCUUAGUUGGUGUGCCAUUACUCAAAGCUGGUACCGAAAGAUAUAGUGGGAUUGCUGGUAGUGGGUUUGGAGUACAGUCAAGCUAUGGACCGCUGAUUAUAUUCACGGGGCUAGCGUCGGUGUUUGGUGGAUGGGGUGCGUUGUGGAAGUGGAAGAAGCUCAGGUUGUAA
Molecule: messenger RNA, 1479 nt
Organism: Aureobasidium melanogenum CBS 110374
Lineage: Eukaryota; Fungi; Ascomycota; Dothideomycetes; Dothideales; Saccotheciaceae
Product: putative monocarboxylate transporter
Exons: 2
Coding region: 1-1479 (492 amino acids)
Biological process (GO): transmembrane transport
Cellular component (GO): fungal-type vacuole membrane
Molecular function (GO): transmembrane transporter activity
Source: RefSeq, a predicted model, not a curated record